Messenger RNA from Zingiber officinale, 1914 nucleotides. RefSeq lists its product as uncharacterized. Gene Ontology annotation, biological process: response to abscisic acid. The transcript has 4 exons. The record is from RefSeq and is a predicted model, not a curated record. Bases 1 to 1914 code for a protein of 637 amino acids. Lineage: Eukaryota; Viridiplantae; Streptophyta; Magnoliopsida; Zingiberales; Zingiberaceae.
AUGGCUCAAUCACAAAGGCAAAGGCCAGACUUGGACUACCAAAUAGGGAGGCAGACUCUUCCUUCUAGAAAUUUACAAACUCAUAAAGGUGUUUCAUCUCCCCACACAAAUUUGUCCGCACCGACCACCCCCACAUCAAGACAUUUCUAUGGUUACGAGUAUCACGAUCAUCACUUUGAAAAUGAAAAAAAGUCGAUCAUAAAAAGAGCAAAAGAUAAAGCCAAAAGGUGGAGAUAUUCAAUUUUGCGAAGAAAAAGCAACAAGCAUGAAAACGACAAUAAGCCACAAGUCAGCUUGGAUGAAAUGGAGGAGCAAGAAAUAGAGAAUCAUGGAACAACAAAUUAUGGAUUAACUUGUGAAGAAGACUCAUCUACGAAGGAGUCAACAACGAUCCGUUAUCUGAGUUCAAACAGCAAUUCUACAAGAAUUACUUCACAGGCAAAUGGAAAUUGGGAAAUUGAAAUGAAGCAAGCGAAUGAUGCGGCCAAACAACCAAGCAAAGCAUAUAACCCACCUAAAGAUGCAAAGCCAACUCCUUCAACAGCCAACAUAACACGGAUGGAUGAUAGCCACAUGAAUCAAGCUCCGGCCAACAAAACACGGAUGGAUGAUAGCCACAUGAAUCAAGCUCCGGCCAACAAAGCUCCGGCCAACAAAACACGGAUGGAUGAUAGCCACAUGAAUCAAGCUCCGGCCAACAUAACACGGAUGGACAAUAACAACAUGAAUCAAGCUCCGUCCGCCGCAUGGUCCACCUUAAUCACUAAUGAACACAACAACAGUGAGAAAAUGAUGCUUCCUCCUACCACCACCAUCUCUGAAUAUACUACAAAAAUGAAGACAGUGAAUUUGGAAACCACCACCUCUACCUCAAUCGCCAACAAUGACAACACCGAUUGUGAGACAAAGACAAUUGAUCUAAUCACCACAUCCCUUCCCUCUACCACCAAUGACCAUAAUACCAUAAAUGAGAUUGUACAGGAGAAGCUUUCUCCCUUCACCACCUCUAUAGCCCCUAUCUCUACCUCUAUUGUAAGUGGCCAUAAGAUUAGUAGUGAGAAAGAGAUGCAAUCUCCGAUCACAAUCACCUCUACCCCAGCCACUUAUGGGUAUGAGACCAUCGAUGAGCCAUUAAUAGAUACCCUUCUUUCAGGCACCACCACCUCUACCUCUAUCGUUAGUGACCAUAAGAACAUAGACAAUGUAGAGACACUUUCUCCAUCUCCUAUGUCAUUCGGGUUUGUUAAUGACCAUAAAACCAUAGAUGAGGUAGAGACACUUUCUCAAUCUCUUAUGUCCUUUGGAUCUAUUGUAAAUGGCCAUAAAACCAUUGGUGAGACACUAAUAGAGACACUUGCACCAGCUUACACUAUGGCCUUAGAGGCUACCCUACUAAUAGCCUCCAAAAUCCAAGAAUCUUGUCCACGAAUUGAAAAUGCUAAAAAGCAAUUUUGGAAUAGAGGGUUGUCAAUGAAGGAGUACUUGAUGAACAAACUUGAACCCACGGAGGAGGAUAGAUUACUAUGCGAAGUGAUUACAAAGGCAAUGAGUCUUCGAAAAGAUUUCAACCGUUGCAUUGUUGGAGUAGGCCAACUUGAUACGAGCAAAAAGGGAAUAGUUUGUUCUUCAGUGAAAGAGGAGAAACAUGAUUUUAAUUCACCUUUGCCAAUCUCUACUAAUCCAUUUAUAGAUUCCUCAUCUCCACAACAGUUUAAUCCCAAAUUCACAAGUGGUGGAUGGUGGUACAAGCUGGCCACAGAGAUUUACAAUUCCUUCCUCAUGCCUUCACUUCCUAGCCUUAUUCCGAUUCUCAUCAGUGUAGAGAACAGAAAGGCUUGUAAUGUCAAAGAUAAGCCCAUGUCUGCCGGUGAUAAAUUUGAGACCACAACGAUUACAAGGGACGAAAGAAGGUGA